Messenger RNA from Alosa alosa (allis shad), 655 nucleotides. It is a transcript of the gene grem2b, whose product is annotated as gremlin 2, DAN family BMP antagonist b. Gene Ontology annotation, biological process: animal organ morphogenesis. Gene Ontology annotation, molecular function: BMP binding; receptor ligand activity. The coding region runs from base 93 to 584 and encodes 163 amino acids. The record is from RefSeq and is a predicted model, not a curated record. The transcript is spliced from 2 exons. Lineage: Eukaryota; Metazoa; Chordata; Actinopteri; Clupeiformes; Clupeidae.
UGCCAAAGCUCUUCAAUUGCUUGGACCAAGACAUCUGCAAAUUUGAAAGAAUUAAAUUUCAAACAAGAAGGACUUCAAUAAUUCUGCCAAGGAUGAACUGUAGGGUUCUUUUGGUAGUGGUCUUCUGCUUAACAGCCACAGGCUCACACACAAACCAACCACAAGGCUCCAUUCCUUCACGCUACAAGACUCAUGGCAACACAUCCAGCCGCCAGGCUCUUCACAACAAACAGGCCCUUCUGGCCUCUAGUCAGGAGGCACUAGUGGUGACUGAGCGCAAGUACUUGAGAAAUGACUGGUGUAAGACUCAGUCCCUACGGCAGAUUGUGAGCGAGGAGGGCUGUUUGAGCCGCACUGUGAUCAAUCGUUUUUGCUACGGCCAAUGCAACUCUUUUUACAUCCCGCAUAUGAAGGACCAGGAAUCUUUCCAGAGCUGUGCUUUUUGCCAGCCACAGAAGUUCACCAUGCUCACAGUUGAAUUGGACUGCCCUGAACUGCAGCCAACCUUCCGUCAUCGGAGGAUUCAGCGGGUCAAACAGUGCAGAUGUAUCUCCAACAGCCCAGCCAAGUCCAGUGAGUGGUGAAGAGCAUUUAUUAUGAUACCCAAAAGACAGUGAUGAACUAAAUCUCUGAUUAGCCAAUGUAGGCUACAACA